CACAAACCCAAUUUGUUAAACCGAAAUUAUACCCCUCUGGGCUCUGGCACUCCUAAACGACGACGUCCCAAACAUCCUCAGUUCCUCAACUUCCCACAUUUCUACUGACCACCUGAACAAGCAAAACCAAACCCUAGAGCGACAAAACCAUGGCGAUUUCACCAGAUUUUAGGGUUUCUGCAGCACUACGCCCUUUCUCUUGCACCCCAUUUCGUAACACUCUUCACCGCUCAAAGGUUGAUUUUACUGGCUUUCUAGAUGGAGGGAUGGUUGUUUCUGGGGGCACAGUCAGGUGGCCUCAAUCUGUGGUUGGCAGCCACAGCAUCCGUUGCAAUUUUAAACGACCUAUUGCUGAUGAUGGUGAAUAUAAGCUGUCCUCGGGUUCCAUAAGCCAAGAAGCUGAGAACUUCCUCAUUAACGCCAUAAACAUGACUUUUGUUGAGCGUCUAAACCUAGCUUGGAAAAUAAUCUUCCCUUCACCGGCAUCAAAAAGGAAGUCUAAUGCGAACAUUGCUAAACAGCGUCUGCAAAUGAUCCUCUUCUCUGACCGUUGUGCAGUUAGUAAUGAGGCUAAGCAAAAGAUAGUGAGCAACGUAGUAAGAGCUCUAUCAGAUUUUGUGGAGAUAGAAUCACAAGAUAAAGUUCAGCUUAAUGUUUCUACUGAUGCAGCUGUGGGAACCAUUUAUUCAGUGACAGUGCCUGUUCGACGAGUAAAACCACAAUAUCAAGAAGAUGACGAGACUGGCACAAUCACAAAUGUCGAGUACAAAGACUACGGUGAAAGUUCUGGUUCUGUUGACGUCAAGUUUGAUUUUUAUGUUCCAGAUGAAAAACAUAAUGAGCUUAGAUUCUGAAACAUGAAAAUGGAUCGGAAGAGGCUGAAGGACACAAUGAAAUUAUGCAGUGACUACGGAUUAUUCGUGGUGCCAUCUUUGGUGAGAUGUUUCGGAUUCCUUUUGAUCUAGACCUGACUUUUAAAUUUGUAAAUAAAUUACUUUUCCUUCUCGGGUGAUCUGUUUUUUCAGCAUCAAAGUUCCAGUUUGUAGUUGAAAUGAAAAAAUAUGGUAAACCUUGGUUGGUCAUUCGAAAACAGUACAUCGUAUCAGUUUAAUUCAAGGUUUGUAGCAGUUGACUAUAAUUUGUAUUUUGUUGGUUUAUACCAGUGUUAAUUACAUGGUUGAGAAUUGAGAUA
Messenger RNA from Daucus carota subsp. sativus, 1192 nucleotides. RefSeq names its product cell division topological specificity factor homolog, chloroplastic. Bases 150 to 854 code for a protein of 234 amino acids. The transcript is spliced from 2 exons. NCBI's taxonomy places the organism in Eukaryota, Viridiplantae, Streptophyta, Magnoliopsida, Apiales, Apiaceae. Gene Ontology annotation, biological process: regulation of division septum assembly; cell division; chloroplast fission. The record is from RefSeq and is a predicted model, not a curated record.